This is a messenger RNA of Camellia sinensis, 435 nucleotides long. The record is from RefSeq and is a predicted model, not a curated record. Lineage: Eukaryota; Viridiplantae; Streptophyta; Magnoliopsida; Ericales; Theaceae.
AUGAAAGGCCAAACACGAUUUGACGUGAAAGGCAAAUUGGCACCAAGAUAUGUUGGACCCUAUGAAAUCCUUGAAAAGAUUAAUUCAGUGACAUAUCGGGUAGCUUUACCACUAGUCAUGGAACAUAUGCAUAAUGUUUCUCACGUAUCUAUGCUUCGAGAGUAUUUGAGAGAUCCACUACAUGUGAUUGAGCAGACUCAUGUACUUUUAAAGGAUGAUUAUACAUACAAGGAGAGACCAAUACAAAUUGUGAAUCGCCGAAUCAAAAGAUUAAGAAACAAGGAAAUUCCGUUAGUGAAUGUUGAUUGGCAGAAUCAUGGAGGAACGUAUGCAACUUCAGAAACAAAAGAAGACAUGAUGAAAAGAUAUCCUGAACUGUUCCCUUUGGACCCAGUAUUCUUCCAAAAUGAAGAAUUUUAUGGUGGGUUUAACUGA